Molecule: messenger RNA, 1781 nt
Organism: Theobroma umbraticum
Lineage: Eukaryota; Viridiplantae; Streptophyta; Magnoliopsida; Malvales; Malvaceae
Gene: NIAP
Product: Major facilitator superfamily protein
Biological process (GO): transmembrane transport
Cellular component (GO): membrane
Molecular function (GO): transmembrane transporter activity
Source: RefSeq, a predicted model, not a curated record
AACAGAUCGUAUUUAUCAACGAAAAUUAAUUAGUCUAAAGAUAACCCUUUUCCUUUGUUUGACUUUUCAUAAUCAUAAUUUUUUUUUAAAAUUUGAUUAUAAUAUAUCGUUGCUUCCAAUUCUUUCAAUCGUCAAACAAAGACGAAGAAGGAGACGAAGGAGGAGAGGAUCUGCAUUCCAUAUUUUUAAAGCUUGAAUCAGUUCUUUUGAUGGGAGGAGAUGGAACACCCACAUUUACUGUGGAUGAAGCUCUUUUGGCCAUGGGGUUUGGAAAAUUCCAAAUUCUUGUGCUUGCUUAUGCUGGAAUGGGUUGGGUUUCAGAAGCAAUGGAAAUGAUGCUUCUCUCUUUUAUAGGCCCGGCAGUUCAAUCUUUAUGGGGUCUUUCUUCCCAUGAAGAGAGCCUAAUAACCAGUGUGGUUUUUGUUGGCAUGCUAAUUGGAGCCUAUUCGUGGGGUGUAGUCUCAGAUAAACACGGAAGAAGGAAAGGGUUCCUCAUCACUGCAGUAGUUACUUCUGGAGCCGGCUUUCUGAGUGCCUUGGCACCAAAUUACGUUUCAUUGAUUAUUCUUCGUUGUUUGGUUGGUCUUGGUUUGGGAGGCGGGCCUGUUCUCUGCUCCUGGUUUCUAGAGUUUAUUCCUGCCCCAAGCAGAGGCACCUGGAUGGUUGUUUUCCAAGGAUUCUGGACUGUUGGGACAAUUUUUGAAGCCUCACUGGCAUGGUUUGUCAUGCCAACAUUGGGUUGGAGAUGGCUGCUUGCUCUGUCUUCUCUCCCUUCAUCAUUUCUCCUUCUCUUCUAUGGAUUGGCACCUGAGUCACCCAGAUUUUUAUGCUUGAAAGGUAGAAAAGCUGAGGCGCUUGGUAUUUUGGAGAAAAUAGGUAGAUUGAAUGGAGUAAAAGUGCCUUCUGGAAUUCUUGUUUCUGAUCAUGAAAUUGAGUUAGCGGGAAAGAGUACUCCAACGGAGGAUACCAAGUUGCUUCCACCAAAAGAUAGUGAAUAUGCAACUCCUAUGGAAACGAAUCCUAAUGCAGAAGGCAUCUCAUCAGUACUGAAGCUUCUUUCACCAGAAUUAGUUAGGUCAACCACACUCUUAUGGAUAGUAUUCUUUGGAAAUGCAUUUUCAUAUUAUGGCCUGGUAUUAUUGACAACGGAGUUGCACAAUGGACGUAACAGAUGUGGUCCAAAGGAAUUGCAUUCAGAAAAAUCCCAGGAUGUUAGCUACAAAGAUGUUUUCAUUACUACUUUUGCAGAGUUUCCUGGGCUCCUCUUAUCUGCUGCCACAGUGGAUAAAUUUGGUCGUAAGUUUUCAAUGUCAGUUAUGUUCUUCCUGUGUUGCAUUUUCCUGCCUCCAUUGGUAUUCCAUCAGCCUCAGGCUCUAACAACAGGCCUUCUAUUUGGCGCUCGAAUAUGCAUCACUACAACCUUCACAGUUGUGUAUAUAUAUGCUCCAGAGAUAUACCCAACCUCUAUCAGAUCAACUGGUGUUGGAGUUGCAAGCUCAGUGGGAAGAAUUGGUGGGAUGGUAUGUCCUCUUGUGGCAGUAGGUUUAGUGCAUGGAUGUCAUCAAACGGCUGCAAUUAUGCUGUUUGAGAUUGUAAUUUUUGUUUCAGGGAUAUGUGUAUUGUUUUUCCCAUUAGAAACAAAGGGUCGGGACUUGAGUGAUAGCAUUUCUAGUUCAAAACAAACGAAUCAAUUUGUUUAAGUUAAAAUAGCAAGUGAGGGCUUGUCCCUUCUGUAUACCAUAUUCAUUUAUUACAAAAGAUAAUAAAAAAGAAAUUUGAUA